Aureobasidium melanogenum CBS 110374 is the source of this 768-nucleotide messenger RNA. Its product is annotated as LamB/YcsF. Gene Ontology annotation, biological process: carbohydrate metabolic process. Bases 1 to 768 code for a protein of 255 amino acids. The transcript has 2 exons. NCBI's taxonomy places the organism in Eukaryota, Fungi, Ascomycota, Dothideomycetes, Dothideales, Saccotheciaceae. The record is from RefSeq and is a predicted model, not a curated record.
AUGCCUCCAGUCAGCAAGAAAGUACAUAUCAACGUUGAUCUCGGCGAGGGAUACGGCAACUUCAAGUGCGGCCCAGACGAGGAGCUGAUUCCUCUGAUCGAUCAUGCCAACAUCGCCUGUGGAUUUCAUGCUGGCGACCCGCUGAUCAUGGCCAACACAGUCAAGCUAUGCAAGCAGCACAACAUCAAGAUCGGAGCUCAUCCUGGCCUUCCGGAUAUCCAAGGCUUUGGCAGAAGAGAGAUCAAGAUGUCGCCCGAAGAGUUGACUGCAAUGGUCAUCUACCAAGUGGGUGCCUUGAAGGCCUUUCUAGACGUCGAAGGGUUGCCUCUGCAUCAUGUCAAGCCUCACGGUGUACUCUAUGGCAUGAUGUAUAGGGAUCGUGAGGUGUGCCGAGCGGUCUACUCUGGUGUUCCCAAAGGCACACCUGUCUUUGGUCUUGCCGGUACUCUCCACGAGGAAGUUGCAAAGGAGCUCGGUUUGCCAUUUGUUGCCGAGCUGUAUGGAGAUGUGAAGUACUCAAAAGACGGCACGUUGGUCAUCGACCGCAAGAAGAAGGCAUGGACGCAAGAGGAGACAGCAGCGCACAUAAAGUCACAGUUGGAAAACUCGUCUGUCAUUGCAGUCACUGGAGAGGAGGUCAACUUGCCCAUAGGUGAUCAUGAGGUCUCACUGUGUUGCCAUUCGGACUCUCCCGGCGCUGUGAACAUAGUGACUGCUGCAAGGAAAAUGGUAGACGAGUUUAAUAAGAAGCACCAUGGAUCUGUGUAG